Molecule: messenger RNA, 2109 nt
Organism: Medicago truncatula (barrel medic)
Lineage: Eukaryota; Viridiplantae; Streptophyta; Magnoliopsida; Fabales; Fabaceae
Product: ankyrin-2
Exons: 6
Coding region: 350-2080 (576 amino acids)
Cellular component (GO): membrane
Molecular function (GO): protein binding
Source: RefSeq, a predicted model, not a curated record
AGUUUUCAAAAUCUUUUUCUUGAAGGACUCUUUUCCUUUUCUUCCUAUUCUUUUACACAAGUUCUUGAUGUAUAUUACUGAGAUCACUGUUUUGUCACAACUUUUCCUUUCCAAUUUAUUCAUACAGAUAGCGAGUUUAUUGGCAGAAAACACACACUAAUAUAUAUCGACAGUGUUAGUUCAAUAGUUUUUUUUCCAAGUAAUCUAGGGUUUAUAAUUCACUUUUAAGGUGGAUAAACGGGAUGUCUGGGGUUCUAACCUCAACCCCUAUAUAUUACGGUGCAUUGUCCUUGUUAAGUGAGCUAUGUUCACAAGGACAGCUCAAUAGGUUUUUAUCAGUGACAGAAAAAUGGAGAUGGUAAGUGCAUUCUCAGUUACAUCUCCAUCACAAUCGCAAGCACAUGAGGUUCACCAAUUAUCAUGCCCUACUCAUCAACUUCGACACCCUUCCCUUCACCUAUUACAAGAUAAAAAUAAAUAUUUGGACCAAUGUGUACCCCUAUAUAAAAAAGCACUAGAAGGUGAUUGGAAUGCAUCAAAGGGCAUGAUAGAUAGAGACAUUGAACUCCUAAACGCUGCAAUAACAAAGGAUUAUGGUACACUAUUACAUGUUGCAGCAGAAACAAAUCAUACUCAUUUUGUAGAGGAGUUGGUGAAAUUACUUGACUCAAAAGACUUGGAACUACAAAACAAUAAAGGGAACACAACAUUGUGCUUAGCUGCUGUAUCUGGAAACCUACAAAUUGUUGUUAUUUUGAGAGAAAAAAAUGGAUGUCUACCACAUAUUCGAGGUGCGAAAGGAAUGACCCCUCUUACUAUGGCUGCUUUUUAUGGAAGAAAUGACAUUGCAAGAUAUCUAUACAACCAUACUAGAGAGAUAUUGGAAGAGGAGGAAUGGAAUGCACUUUUCUUCCUUUGCAUCAACAAUGAUUUGUAUGAUUUAGCUUUGCAAAUGUUACAAAAACAGUCAACACUGGCAUUGGUCCGAAAUAUGAACAAUGAGACAGGCUUACAUAUCUUGGCUCGAAAACCUUCUGAUCUUAGCAUGAAGAGUACAAGUCCAUUUCUGGAACUUGUUAGAUGUCUUUGGGACAUACUUCUCAAUCAUGGAUGUACAGAAACACAUAGAACAAUCAUAAAUCAACCGUCAAAAAUAACAUUUGAUGCUACAAAAGUUGGAAAUUUUCACUUUGUGGCUGAGCUUUUGAGGUCUGAACCUGAUUUAAUAAGGGAUGUGGAUGACAAAAACAGAAGCAUAUUUCACAUUGCUGUUCAACAUUGUCAUUCAAGCAUCUUUAGUCUAAUACAUGAGUUAGGCUCUUUCAAAGAUUCAAUUAUAGAUCUUGAGGAUGAUGAAAGAAAUAACAUAUUACAUUAUGCUGCAAAAUUAGCACCUCCUUCUCAGCUUAACUUAAUUUCAGGUGCAGCUCUUCAAAUGACACAUGAAAUACUAUGGUUUGAGGAAGUUAAAGAGUUAAUGUCCCCAAUAGAAAUAAAGAAGAAAAAUUCUAAUGGCAAAACUCCUGAUGAGAUAUUUGCUGAGGAGCACAAAGAGCUAUUAACAAAGGCAGAAUCAUGGAUUGAGAGCAUAACUAAUUACUGUAUCCUAAUUUCAACACUGAUUUUCACUGGAGUAUUUACAGCAACAUUUAACAUACCUGGUGGCUUCAACAAAAAUACAGGCACACCAAACUAUUUACAAAAACAAGCAUUUCUUAUAUUUGCAGUAUCAAAUGCAACUGCACUAAUAUCAUCUUCAAUUUCAAUGCUGAUUUUCUUGUCUAUCAUCAUCUCAAGUUAUGCUGAAUAUGAAUAUUUCAAGUCACUUCCUUCCAAGUUGCUAUGUGGAUUGAUUGCACAAAUCAUCUCCAUCACAAGCAUGAUGAUUGCAUUUAGUGUGUCCUUUUUCAUAACAUAUUUUCAUGGUUUGAUGUCAUGGGUUCCAUAUUUUAUUUCUGUUUUUGCAUUUAUUCCUAUAGUUUUAUUCAAAGUUCUUGUAUUUCCACUUUGGUCUGAUAUUAUCCGAUCUUCUUAUUUUUGUAUGUCCCUAUUUCAACCAAGAAAAAAAAUGCUUAACUAGCUUGGAAAAUAGAGACAAUGUAAAUUAUA